CUCUCGGCCGGCGGGAUGGCGGCGCUGGGGGGCCGUCGGGGGUCUCCUCAGCCGCUGCUUCUCCCAUCGCCGCCGCUGCUGCUGCUGUUGCUACUGCUGACCCUGCUCGGGGUCCAAGCCGUGCCCGAGGAAGACGCCGGCAGCCGGAACAAGGAGCCCCCGGCACCUCUUCAGCAGCUGCAGCCGCAGCCGGCCGAGGCUCAGGGGCCCGAGGCGGCCCGCGCCGAGAAAGGACCUAUACCAGCUUCCCCUAUUCACAUCAAUAAUGAGGAUCCCGCUGGCCAAACUAAUUUGGGAUUUAUCCAUGCAUUUGUGGCUGCCAUAUCAGUUAUUAUUGUUUCUGAAUUAGGGGAUAAGACAUUCUUUAUAGCUGCCAUCAUGGCAAUGCGAUAUAACCGUUUGACUGUGCUAGCAGGUGCUAUGUUGGCCCUGGGCCUAAUGACAUGUUUAUCUGUUUUGUUUGGCUAUGCCACCACGGUUAUUCCCAGAGUAUACACAUAUUAUGUGUCAACUGCAUUAUUUGCAAUUUUUGGUAUCAGAAUGCUUAGGGAAGGCUUGAAGAUGAGUCCAGAUGAGGGUCAGGAGGAAUUGGAAGAAGUUCAAGCAGAAAUAAAGAAAAAAGAUGAAGAACUUCAAAGAACCAAACUCUUAAAUGGGCCAGGAGAUAUUGAGACUGGUACAAGCACAACCAUACCUCAGAAAAAGUGGCUCCAUUUUAUUUCUCCUAUUUUUGUUCAAGCUCUUACUUUAACAUUCUUGGCAGAAUGGGGUGAUCGCUCUCAACUAACUACAAUUGUUUUGGCAGCAAGAGAGGACCCUUAUGGUGUGGCAGUAGGUGGAACAGUGGGACAUUGCUUAUGCACUGGACUGGCAGUAAUUGGAGGAAGAAUGAUAGCACAAAAAAUAUCUGUUAGGACUGUUACGAUCAUAGGAGGAAUCGUCUUCUUGGCAUUUGCCUUCUCUGCAUUAUUUAUAAGUCCAGACUAUGGUUUUUAAUAAGAGUCCUCUCCAUUUGUAUUUAGAGUAUAAGAUGGGGUGUUGCCUAUCUUUUUGUACAUAGUGUAUGUUAAUAGCGACUAUGAAAAAUGCUGUAUUUUAUUUUAUAGCAUUGAUUUGUGAGUUUAGCCCACUAUAAGAUGGCAGUUUUACAUGAAAAAGGAUAACCAAUGAUUCUAUCUGCAAUGUAGAAUUUUUUUUAGAUGGGUUCAUUGUUAAAUAUGAAUGGUGGUAUUUUUUUUCCCUCCCAGUCCUGCCUUCCUUCCAUCCUGUACCUAGAACCAGUGUUCUGGCAUUUGGUACUAACUCACUGAUAGUAACUCUUUCUUUUGGAUACCAUCUGGUAAACUGAAUAGCUUCAUUUUUGAGUGUGUUCACAAUUAAGAUUGUCCAAGUAUUAAUAAUAGGAUAUAACUGAAUGUGUAUGACUCAGGAAAAUAUUGAAAAAAUAUUUCCGAAAUACUGGCAUUUCUACCCCAAGCUAGCAGUCUUUUUAGAAAUUAGGCUUUUUGGAUAAAACAUUAUAAACAGCUGAUUUCACUGCUAUUUAACAGUAAGCAAUUCAUAGGACUUUUGUUUUCCUGGCCCACUUUUUAAAAAAUUGGGUUGGAAACUCACAAUAUACAGUAAUGGUCAAUAUUUGACAAUGCUGAAUUACCAAAUUAAAAAGUAAAAUACUGUAUGUAUAUUUUCUCUAUAGCGAAUAUUAAAUGUAAUAUGGAAAUGAUGUAAAUAAAAAUAGUUGUAAGAACA
This is a messenger RNA of Vombatus ursinus (common wombat), 1749 nucleotides long. RefSeq names its product transmembrane protein 165 (gene TMEM165). Gene Ontology annotation, cellular component: Golgi apparatus. The transcript has 6 exons. The record is from RefSeq and is a predicted model, not a curated record. NCBI's taxonomy places the organism in Eukaryota, Metazoa, Chordata, Mammalia, Diprotodontia, Vombatidae. The coding region runs from base 16 to 996 and encodes 326 amino acids. Gene Ontology annotation, molecular function: manganese ion transmembrane transporter activity; calcium ion transmembrane transporter activity. Gene Ontology annotation, biological process: Golgi calcium ion transport; manganese ion transmembrane transport; Golgi calcium ion homeostasis.